Drosophila mauritiana is the source of this 955-nucleotide messenger RNA. RefSeq lists its product as uncharacterized. Bases 67 to 660 code for a protein of 197 amino acids. NCBI's taxonomy places the organism in Eukaryota, Metazoa, Arthropoda, Insecta, Diptera, Drosophilidae. The record is from RefSeq and is a predicted model, not a curated record. The transcript has a single exon.
UGAAUCCACAUAUAACCGCAUGACUUACCAUGCUCGGAGUUUAGUUGUGUCUGAGACUUGAACAAGAUGUUGGUGCUUUUGAUUGCUCCGCUGAUAGUUUCCUGUGCUCAUGGAGCUCAAGUGUAUAUGCAGUUCAAUGGACAAGGAUACUCCUACAACACGGAUGGCGAUAGAUUGGAUAGGAGUGUCGUUACGCCUAGUUUUGGAGCAUCUUCUUUGGAUUCCUUUGGUCCGCUGAACUUUGUGCAUCAGGCUCUGAGAACAAGGCAAAAUCCGCUUGCCAGAAUUUCCUACAACACACAGGAUAAUCUAGCAGUGGCAACAUCCUCGCUGAGUAGUGGCUACCAAUUAGCAGCGACCAAUCACCUGAAGCCCCUGCAAAGCCAUCAAAACUUUGAUUUCAGCACCGACCAGAUGUCGCAUGCCCAGCACACCGAUGAGGCGGGAAAUGUUUUGGGCAAGUACUCCUACUACGAUGAGGCUGGCUACCAUGAGCUGAGCUACAAGGCGGGCGCCGGCAUCGGAUUCGUGGUCAUGGGUGGCAAUUUGGCCAAGGCCACCGCCGCUGAACCGCACUCGGAAAUCGAAAUCGGAAACGGAAUCCAAACAAAUGCCUUGACAAGCCUGCAAGAGUUGCAUAAAUAUCGUGGCUACACGUAAAUAAAAUAUAUAAGCCAAAACUAAUGCUCGUUCUACUUGGGUGUUUUUCGUUAUUUACUGGAAGUCUUUGGAGAUCUGACAGUGUCACCUGUCGUGUUUGACACCUACGUGAUCGGGGAUCUGAACUGCACACAUAUGUCAAAGAAUGAAUGACUGGUAAAACGGAGUUCAUUCAAAGCAAAGAUUGCUGCCUUGCUUGGAUAUAGAAUGCAAGCAAUAAUCAAAUAUAAUAGGGAGCUCUGCAUUUCAUACCUUCUACGCGACACAAAAAUAUCUCUCGAUGGAAACACAUUAU